ACGAUCUGCUGCAGGAAAUAACAGAGAGUAGAAAUGAAAGUUGUUCAAGUGUACGGAACGUUUAACGUAACGUUUGCUAAUGACUCUUUUUAAAUGGCGUUUGCUUCAACGUUAGUUGUAUUGAUAAUUUGCCACGAACUGCUCGCGGGAUCCGACGGCGUCGAACUAAUCAGGAAAUAUCUGACGGACGGAGAAAGACUGAAGACUUUUCAGCGAGAACAUGAAAACAUUGAACACCACCGGAGCCGGAUUAAUUUCCAGAACUCACUCAAGAGACAAGUCUUUCUAAACCAAGCGCUGAAGAAAUCCAACCACUCUGCCCGGUAUGGCAUCAACCGGUUCUCAGACUUAUCCGCACAGCAAUUCAGAGAGCGAUAUCUCACAGCUCGGGCUGAGACCGCUCCGAAGUUUGACCCCUCUAGCACUGGAAUUGAAGUUAAGAUGAAUAAUCCACCCAGGUUUGAUUGGAGGGACCGUGGAAUUGUUGCGCCAGUCCGAAACCAGGAGUCGUGUGGAGGAUGCUGGGCCUUCAGUGUGGUGGAGGCCAUUGAAACGGUAUCUGCUAAAGAUGGUGGAAGACUGCAACAGCUCAGUGUGCAGCAGGUUAUAGACUGCUCCUAUGAAAACAAGGGCUGUAAUGGCGGGUCUCCUGUUGGAGCUCUGGAUUGGUUGAAACAGACCGAACUGAAGUUGGUGAACGAGGCGGAGUAUCCCUUCAAAGACAUGGCUGGGAUCUGCCAGUACUUUCCUCGGUCUCACGCUGGAGUGGCAGUGAGGAAUUACUCAGUUUAUGACUUCAGUGGACAGGAGGAGGUGAUGAAGAGUGUGCUGGUGGAGUCGGGGCCUCUUGUAGUCAUUGUGGAUGCCAUUAGCUGGCAGGAUUACCUGGGCGGCAUCAUUCAGCACCACUGCUCCAGACACAACCCCAACCAUGCCGUCCUGAUCACCGGUUAUGAUACCACAGGGGAGGUGCCGUAUUGGAUAGUACGCAAUUCAUGGGGGACCUCGUGGGGUGACAAUGGAUACGCUUACGUAAAAAUAGGGAAUGACAUGUGUGGCAUUGCGGACAACGUUGCUGCUGUUUUUGUGUAAUUGUCAAUAAUCUUUGUACUUCUGUGAAAAGACCGCGAUGGAUCGACAUUUUAAAAUAUCACCCUCAGGAUGGAGAUCCUCCGGUGUAGCUGAUGAGAAUUGUAAAAAUUCUCAAGGGGAUGCGGAUAACAAAUCCUGUUGCCUCUCGAAUGCAAAGCAAGCACGCUGCUAUUUGAGCUAAUACACCACAUUUCUAAUCCCAGCCACUGUAGCCCAAAAUAAUCACAGUCAGAGCCGGAUUCUAUUUUAGCUAGAUCUGUCCAUAAGGAUGUUUUAAUCUUUAGAAAACACUGUUAGUUAAUGCAAGCGCGCAGCCGAACACAUUAUUAUACAUGAAUACUAAUUGCAGCCUUAAAGAGUUUUGAAAGGAAAAAGUGCCUUUACUACAGUAUGUGCCGGAUAUGUUCUGCUUUUAAAAACAUUUUUACCUACAAAGUUGACUUCUUGUUCCGCUUGACAGUUUUGCAUUUGCUAAUGCAUUUUAAAAACUAUGCGAAUUGUUUACUUAUAGUAUAUAAACUCUAUCCAAGUUUACGUUUUGACAAAAACAGUUUUUUAUUUUUUCAAAUAAACAUGAAGUUUCUCUA
This is a messenger RNA of Puntigrus tetrazona (Sumatra barb), 1679 nucleotides long. It is a transcript of the gene ctso, whose product is annotated as cathepsin O. Lineage: Eukaryota; Metazoa; Chordata; Actinopteri; Cypriniformes; Cyprinidae. Gene Ontology annotation, cellular component: lysosome. Gene Ontology annotation, molecular function: cysteine-type endopeptidase activity. The transcript is spliced from 8 exons. The coding region runs from base 94 to 1092 and encodes 332 amino acids. The record is from RefSeq and is a predicted model, not a curated record.